Molecule: messenger RNA, 3150 nt
Organism: Diabrotica virgifera virgifera (western corn rootworm)
Lineage: Eukaryota; Metazoa; Arthropoda; Insecta; Coleoptera; Chrysomelidae
Product: zinc finger protein 271-like
Exons: 5
Coding region: 261-2786 (841 amino acids)
Biological process (GO): regulation of transcription by RNA polymerase II
Cellular component (GO): nucleus
Molecular function (GO): RNA polymerase II cis-regulatory region sequence-specific DNA binding; DNA-binding transcription activator activity, RNA polymerase II-specific
Source: RefSeq, a predicted model, not a curated record
AGAAACUUAAAGAUCGCUUAACAGUUAAGCCUUAACUACACUUACUUAUAAAAAGCUUUUGGUGAGGUAGUGAGGAGUGAUGUACUGAUAUGAGUUUAAUUAGGUCAGGUUUUAAAACAAAACAUGAAUGAACUAGGAUGAAUUACAGCAGUUACUGGGUCUACUUACAGUUAAACAAAAAAGAAGUCUAUCUGUGGAUUUGGGGUGCCAUCAUCGAUUACCGCCCCGGGUUUCACCAAUACUAGCUACGCCACUGAAAAAUGGAUUUUAAACUAGAAGUACUUGAACAUGUUAGUAUGCACCAGUCAAAGAAAAAUGAAAAGACUGAUUUGAUGGUUGGGAACUCUAAUAUUGAGUUAAAAAAGGAACCUCAUUGUGAUUUAGAUACAAGUAGAAUUGAGGAUUCUCUGGAUAUUAAUCCCUUUUAUCAACUGAAACCUGAAAUAGACAUUAAGGAUAUAAAAAUUGAGAAAAGAGAAGAUGUACCUAUCGAAGAAAACCAAAUACUCAAAGAAGAUACACAAAUUAAAAUUGAAAUAAUUAAGGAAAACGACGAAACGUAUCAAAAGAAUCAGCUGUCUUCAACAAUAGAUCUUGAUGACAUGAAGGUGGAAACAGAACCAAAAGAUUGCUCAGAUGCAGAAAUUAAAAUUGAAAUUAUUAAGGAAAAUGACGAACCAUAUCAGAAGAAUCAGCUGUCUUCAUCAAUAGGUCUUGAUGACAUGAAGGUGGAAACAGAACCCAUAGAUCGUUCAGUUUUUCACCAAGAGGAAAAUUCAAAGGAAACUGUGAAAGAACAUCUGGGAGUACAUACAGUCAAAAAACCUUACAAGUGUGAAAUCUGUUUCAAGCAGUUAACUACAGCAUAUGUUUUGAAAUACCAUCUGAGAAUACACACUGGAGAAAAACCUCACAAGUGUGAAAUUUGUUUCAAGCGGUUUAUUACAACAUUUGCUUUGACGAACCAUGUGAGACAACACACUGGAGAAAAGCCUCACAAGUGUGAAAUUUGUUUAAAACAAUUCAGCUUUAAAUCUACUUUGAAAAACCAUCUGAGAAUACACACUGGAGAAAAGCCUUUUGAGUGUGAAAUUUGUUCUAAGCAGUUUGUCAGAUCAAGUAUUUUGAGAGAGCAUUUGAAAAUUCACACUGGAGAAAGAUCUCACAAGUGUGAAAUUUGUUUGAAACAGUUUAUUAGACCAAGUGUUUUGAAAGAUCAUCUGAGAAUACACGCUGGAGAAAAAAUUAACAAGUGUGAAAUUUGUUUCAAGCAAUUUAGUUCAGCAUUUAUUUUAAAAAGGCAUUUGAGAAUACACACUGGAGAAAAGCCUCACAAGUGUGAAAUUUGUUUAAAACAGUUUAGUGAUUCAAGUAAUUUGAAAAAACAUUUAGUAGUGCACACUGGAGAAAGACCUCACAAGUGUGAUAUUUGUUUUAACCAGUUUACUACAGCACAGAGUUUGAAAAACCAUAUAAGAAUACACACUGGAGAAACCCCUUAUAAGUGUGAAAUUUGUUUAAAACAGUUUAGUGUAUCAAGAAAUUUGAAAAAACAUUUGAGAGUGCACACCGGAGAAAGACCCCACAAGUGUGAUAUUUGUUUCAAGAGGUUUACAGAAAGACGCGAUUUGAAAGUACAUUUGAGAUCACACACUAGAGAAAUUUGUUUAAAGCCUCACAAGUGUGAAAUUUGUUUAAAACAGUUUAGUGAUUCAAGUAAUUUGAAAAAACAUUUGAGACUGCACAGUGGAGAAAGACCUCAUAAGUGUGAAAUUUGUUUCAAGCAGUUUACUACAGCACAUAGUUUGAAAAACCAUAUAAGAAUACACACUGGAGAAACCCCUUAUAAGUGUGAAAUUUGUUUAAAACAGUUUAGUGUAUCAAGAAAUUUGAAAAUACAUUUGAGAGUGCACACUGGAGAAAGACCUCACAAGUGUGAUAUUUGUUUCAAGAGGUUUGCAGAAAGACGCGAUUUGAAAGUACAUUUGAGAUCACACACUGGAGAAAUUUGUUUAAAGCCUCACAAGUGUGAAAUUUGUUUAAAACAGUUUAGUGAAUCAAGAUAUUUGAAAAAACAUUUGAGACUGCACAGUGGAGAAAGACCUCAUAAGUGUGAAAUUUGUUUCAAGCAGUUUACUCAGGCAGAUAUUCUGAAAAAACAUCUGAGAAUGCACACUGGAGAAAGACCUCACAAGUGUGAAAUUUGUUUCAAGCAGUUCACUACAACAUUUGCUUUGGCAAACCAUGUGAGACUACACACUGGAGAAAAGCCUCACAAGUGUGAAAUUUGUUUCAAGCGGUUUACUCAUUCAUAUCUUCUGAAAAAACAUCUGAGAAUACACACUGACGAAAAGCCUCACGAGUGUGAAAUUUGUUUGAAGCAGUUUAUUCAUGCAUAUCUUCUAAAAAAUCAUUUGAGAAUACACACUGGAGAAAGACCUCACAAGUGUGAAAUUUGUUUCAAGCAGUUCACUACAACAUUUGCUUUGGCAAACCAUGUGAGACUACACACUGGAGAAAAGCCUCACAAGUGUGAAAUUUGUUUAAAGCAAUUCACCUUAGAAACUACUUUGAAAAACCAUCUGAGAAUGCACACUGGAGAAAAGCCUCACAAGUGUGAAAUUUGUUUUAAGCAGUUUGGCAGAGCAAGUAUUUUGAAAGACCAUCUGAAAAUACACACUGGAGAAAAACCUCACAAGUGUGAAAUUUGUUUGAAACAGUUUACUCUAAAAUGUAAUUUAAAAAGGCAUUUGAGAGUGCACACUGGAGAAAAGCUUCAAGUGUAAAAUUUGUUUCAAGCAUUUUGCCAUAGCAUUUUACCAAGCAACACUUUCGUACCUUUCGGUACGGCACCGGCUUACUAGAAUGUGACCGGCUGGACGGGUGCGGACAGCGCUUCCGUAUAAACUAAUUAACACUCAAAUAUAUUGUACAUAAAAAAGUGACGAAAUCACAUGUAACGCGAUAUCGUUGACAAAGUAGAUAAGACCGUAAUAUUAUCACGGAUUUACUUCAGCAAGUAAUUUUAAUCGCCAAUGAAUCAUUUACUGAAUGAAUCAUGUCUUUCUGUAUUUGACUUUAGUCGUUUCCCGUCUACCGGGCACCGAAAGUUUUAGCGACUACAGUAUUUUCCCGCCACUAAAAGGUUAA